ACCUGUCCCUGUCCACCCGGCCCUGUCCACCUGUCCACCAGCCCCUGUCCACCCGUCCCUGUCCACCUGUCCCUGUCCACCGGCCUCUGUCCACCUGGCCCUGUCCACUGGGCACUCUGCACCAGCCCCUGUCCACCUGUCCCUGUCCACCCUGUCCCUGUCCACCUGUCCCUGUGCACCGGGCCCUGUGCACCAGCCCCUGUCCACCAGCCCCUGUCCUCCAGCCCCUGUCCACCUGUCCCUGUGCACCGGGCCCUGUGCACCAGCCCCUGUCCACCUGUCCCUGUCCACCCGGCCCUGUCCACCUGUGCACCGGGCCCCGAGCGCCUCCAUGAACUCGGUGUCACCGGCUGCCGCGCCAUACCGGAGCCCGGAGGAGAGCCGUCGGCCGCGUGCAGCACCCCACCUUCCCGACCCCCGCGGCUUGGGGCGCCCCGGAUCCAGCCUUGCCGUGUCCUCCUCCCCGGUCACCGCAGGGGCUGCUGCCGCGGAGGAGCCCGACGAGGUGGACAAGUUUAAGGCCAAGUGUCUCACGGCCUGGAACAAUGUCAAGUAUGGUUGGGCCGUCAAAAGCCGGACCAGCUUCAGCAAGAUCUCCAGCGUGCACGUCUGUGGCCGGCGCUACCGUUUCGAAGGCGAGGGGGAUAUUCAGCGUUUCCAACGGGACUUCGUGUCCCGCCUGUGGCUCACGUACCGCCGAGACUUCCCGCCCCUGGCCGGGGGCUCUCGGGGCUACCUGACCUCUGACUGCGGCUGGGGCUGCAUGUUACGCAGCGGCCAGAUGAUGCUGGCACAGAGCUUGCUGCUUCAUUUCUUGCCCAGGGACUGGACGUGGGCCGGGGCCCUGGGCCUGGGUACGUCUGAGCCGCCAGGGUCGGCCUCUCCCGGCCGGUACCGGGGGCAUGCCCGGUGGACGCCCCCACGCCGGGCCCAGGGCACCACGGAGUUGGAACAUGAGCGGUGCCACCGGCAGAUUGUAUCCUGGUUUGCCGACCACCCCCGGGCCCCCUUCGGCCUGCACCGCCUGGUGGAACUCGGGCAGACCUCAGGCAAGAAGGCGGGGGACUGGUACGGGCCGUCGCUGGUAGCCCACAUUCUCAGGAAAGCCGUGGAGAGCUGCUCCGAGGUGUCUCAUCUGGUGGUCUACGUGUCUCAGGACUGCACAGUGUACAAGGCAGACGUGGCCCGCCUGGUGGCCAUGCCAGACCCCGCUGCCGAGUGGAAAUCUGUUGUCAUCCUCGUGCCCGUGCGGCUGGGUGGCGAGACCCUCAACCCCGUGUAUGUGCCCUGUGUGAAGGAGCUGCUGCGCUUGGAGCUGUGCCUGGGCAUCAUUGGGGGCAAGCCGCGGCACUCACUGUACUUCAUUGGCUACCAGGAUGACUUUCUGCUCUACCUGGACCCCCACUACUGCCAACCCACUGUGGACGUUAGCCAGGCUAACUUCCCCCUAGAGUCCUUCCACUGCACCUCCCCCCGCAAGAUGGCCUUCACCAAAAUGGACCCGAGCUGUACUGUGGGGUUCUACGCCGGAAACAGGAAGGAGUUUGACACACUGUGCUUGGAGCUGACCAGGGUCCUCAGCUCCUCCUCGGCCACGGAGCGGUACCCCAUGUUCACUGUGGCCGAGGGCCACGCCCAGGAUCACGGUGUGGAGGACCUGUGCUCCCAGCUCUCGGCCCAGCCCCUGCUGCAGCUCCCGAGGCCCGGGCUGCUCCUCAGGGCCCAGCGGCCCAGCUCUGAGGACUUUGUGCUUUUGUGAAGGGGAGGGGACGUGUGCGCGUGCGGGGAGAGGCAAUGCUAUUUAUUUUUUUAUUUAUGUCUUUGGGUGUGGGAAUUCACACUCUGCCAGGGAAGUGGCAUUUCCCUGGUGACCGCCCUGCCCGAGGCCAAGCUCAGCCUGGGAAACCGGGGCCACUCGGCCUCGGCCGCCAUGCAGCCCGCCAGGCCUCAGGCCUUCUGGGCACCCACUCAGGGUCUGACUUAAGUACUGUACUUUGCACUGGACCAGUCGUGUCCCUUGGUGGUUCCAAAGGUCCUGCUGAGGACUUAAUAAAAGCUGUUGGAUUUGA
Ochotona curzoniae (black-lipped pika) is the source of this 2069-nucleotide messenger RNA. It is a transcript of the gene ATG4D, whose product is annotated as autophagy related 4D cysteine peptidase. The transcript has 10 exons. Gene Ontology annotation, molecular function: protein-phosphatidylethanolamide deconjugating activity. Bases 332 to 1759 code for a protein of 475 amino acids. The record is from RefSeq and is a predicted model, not a curated record. Lineage: Eukaryota; Metazoa; Chordata; Mammalia; Lagomorpha; Ochotonidae.